Messenger RNA from Tetrahymena thermophila SB210, 1932 nucleotides. Its product is annotated as monooxygenase FAD-binding protein. Lineage: Eukaryota; Ciliophora; Oligohymenophorea; Hymenostomatida; Tetrahymenidae. The record is from RefSeq and is a predicted model, not a curated record. Gene Ontology annotation, molecular function: FAD binding. The transcript has a single exon.
AUGAGUUAAAUAACAAAGUAAGUUGCUCAAUAUUUCCCUAUUAUUGUUUGUGGUGGUGGAAUAGGUGGGCUUACAUUUGGUUUAUCAUGCACAAAAUAUGGUUUUAAGCCCUUAAUCAUAGAUCAAGCAAAAGAAUUUGAUUCAAAAGUUGGAUAAGGAAUUGGUUUAUGGGGACCAGCUCAAAUGGCUUUAAAAUAAUUAGGUUUGGAAAAAAAGCUUGACGAAGAUGGUAGGGUAAUGUUCUGUGCAGGCUACAGAUCAAAAUAAUUAGAUGAUUGGCUUGUCAGGCCAUCAAACAGAAUUGAUAGAUUGACUUCCUGCUUGUGUUUAAGGAGAGGUACCCUUUAAAAAACUCUUAGAGAAUCAUUCCCUUCUGAUUAGCUCCUCCUUGGAAAAAGAGUGGAAUAAAUUGAAUAACUUGAUAAUUUAGUAAGAAUUACGCUUAAUGAUGGCACAAUUUUAGAAACAAGUUUGUUGGUUGGUGCAGAUGGUUUACAUUCUAAAGUUAGAUAAUCUAUUUUUCCAGAAAUAUAGCCUAGAUAUGCAGGAUAUUCAUACUAUUAAGGUGUUAGCAAUAAUUCAGAAUUAUCUAACUCAGCUGCUUUUGAAGCUUGGGGAGCAUAUAGAAGAUUUGGCAUAGUAGGUUUAAAAGAUCCUUAAUGUUAUUGGUUUGCAGUAGGCGAACAUAAUAUUUCAUUUUUUUCUUAAUCAGAUGGUCUGAUUGAAGAUGAACCAAAAUCUUCUAAAACAGAAGUUAUUAGUGAAUAAGAGAAAGAAGAGUUAUUAUAUUAUUUCAAGGAUUUUGGUAAAUUAGCUAAUUAAGUUAUAAAUAGCACCAAAUCAGAAGAAAUAGUUAAGACUCCUAUAUAUGAGCUACCAAAAAUGAAGGAAUGGUCUUAGGGAAGAAUUGUAUUAUUAGGUGAUGCUUGUCAUGCUAUGGCUCCUAAUCUAGCAUAAGGAGCAUGUUUAGCAAUAGAAGAUGCUCUCUAACUUUCUAGUUCUAUUUACUAAGCAUUGCUCAAAGAAAGCAGGAAUAGGAAUUUAUAAUAUAGCUUCGAAUAAUGCAUGAAAGAAACGGAUUUUGUGAAGAAUAAUAUCAUAUCUAAUUAUGUUUAGAAAAGAAGACUUAGAGCUCAUAUUGUGCAAACUCUUGUGCCGAUGGUUCAUUAGAUAGGAAGAUUAGAUGGAAGAGCAGAAUAAUUCAGAAAUGCCUUCUUUAAAGCAUGGUCAGGAAAGUUUAAAACAUUUAUUUUCGACAAGACUCAUUAAUUCUGCUUAGGAUGGAGCUAUACUGCCCCUAACCUUGGAUAAGGGCUUUAUACAAGAAUAAUUGGUCCAAAUUUCUAUAAUUACCCAAAAGGAUUAGUAGAUUUUCAUAUAAAUAAGCCCAAAUAGCUAGACAGUAAGUAAAUAAGUGUAGAUUUUAAUAAAUAAAGCUGUGUUGCAGAAGGAAAUUGCACUAUUUAUUCUGACAAUAAUUAUUUUGUAAAUGCAGUAGAAAAGUUAUUGCAAUUACCUUAGAAUAUGAAUAAUGGUAAGGUAAUUCUAGGUGUCACUUGUAAUGAAGAUGGAAGUGAAUUAUGGUAUAGAUAAUUUAUUAAUAGCUGUGGUUAGGUAAAUACAUUCGACUCAUUACAAUAUGUAAAGGAGGAAAAGUUAUAUGAAGAAAUCUUUAACUUCGUUAUCGUAAUGAGGCUAGAAGAAAAGGGGGAUAAUAGAACAUUCUACCAUUAGAGCGAAGGAAUCUAUUUCAAAAUACCUUUCACUAAUCUCAAAAUUAAAAUACCUUAGUUUUUAGCUCCUAAAAUUAAAGCAGAGACUAUAGGAACUGAAAAUGGAUGGAAAUAUAAUGUAGAACUAUCGUAUCUAAAUGGAAAAUACAAUGUUCUUACAUACAAAGGUGAAAUAACAAAAGUUUAAAAUAACUACUGA